AGAUUCCCCAAAGUUCCCCAAAGUGCCCCAAAGUGCCCUCAAAGUGCCCUCAAGUUCCCCAAAGUGCCCCCAAAGUGCCCCCAAAGUGCCCCCAAGUGCCCCAAAGUGCCCCAAAGUGUCCCCAAAGUUCCACAAAGUGCCCACAAA
Molecule: messenger RNA, 147 nt
Organism: Acanthisitta chloris (rifleman)
Lineage: Eukaryota; Metazoa; Chordata; Aves; Passeriformes; Acanthisittidae
Exons: 1
Source: RefSeq, a predicted model, not a curated record